AACGUGAACCGUAUAUAAGGGGUAAGAAUCAAUUCAAUGUUCAUCAGUUCACUUGAUUCAUCGACCAGUGGCAACCCUCCCGAAAACAAGCAAAGGUACGUAACGAUUUCAAUUGUAACAAUCAGCGGCAAACCCUUUCGAUAACGAAAUUGGAUUUAAAAUGGGUAAACUGACGAAAUUCGUUGCUCUCACGGCUUUUCUUUGCUGUUCACAAACACCAACUACGGCCACUUAUUGGGGCGAUUGGGGCAAAGUCGAGUACUGCCCCGAAGGUGAACAGGCAAUUGGAUUUUCAUUGAAAACUGAGAGACCGCAAGGAAGUGGCGACGACACGGCACUCAACGCCAUUGCUCUCAUAUGUACAUCAGGAAGGAUGAUAACCUCGACUCAAGGACCAUGGGGAAAUCGGGGUGGCAGAUUUGUUUGCCAGUCUGGCAGCUACAUAACAUCGUGCCGACUUCGUGUUGAACCGCCCCAAGGUUUCGGCGACGACACAUCGGCCAACGAUUUGAACUGCAAGUGCAGCAACGGAGAGACGUUGAACGGCGACGGGAACAGUUGGGGCAAUUGGAACUCAUGGUCCAGUCCGUGCCACAACGGCAUCAUGGCUAUACAGACCCGAGUGGAAAAACCACAAGGGAGAGGAGACGACACGGCUCUCAACGACGUUUCAUUCACUUGCUUUCGCAAACGCGAUCAGAUGCUUCAGCAAGAGAGAGCGCCAAAUGCAAUAGACGCGUUAGGAGCAAAGUUUGUUGCUGGACGAUUCUAGAUUUUAUUCUGUUAUUCCAAUUGAUUCUAAUUUUAAAUUAUUUUUUAUACAUAUAGGGGUUUAUAUUCUAUGGGUACGAAAUACACUUUUCAAUGGUUUA
This is a messenger RNA of Daphnia pulex (common water flea), 872 nucleotides long. RefSeq names its product vitelline membrane outer layer protein 1 homolog. The transcript is spliced from 3 exons. NCBI's taxonomy places the organism in Eukaryota, Metazoa, Arthropoda, Branchiopoda, Diplostraca, Daphniidae. Bases 161 to 772 code for a protein of 203 amino acids. The record is from RefSeq and is a predicted model, not a curated record.